Messenger RNA from Uranotaenia lowii, 5217 nucleotides. RefSeq lists its product as uncharacterized. Gene Ontology annotation, biological process: DNA integration. The transcript has 2 exons. Gene Ontology annotation, molecular function: nucleic acid binding. The record is from RefSeq and is a predicted model, not a curated record. The coding region runs from base 1 to 5217 and encodes 1738 amino acids. Lineage: Eukaryota; Metazoa; Arthropoda; Insecta; Diptera; Culicidae.
AUGGCUAGCAAGGCGGAGAAGAAAUUAGCAGCGGACCUUCUGACGCGACGACGAGCGUGUGCCGAGCGAGAUGUGGUGGAGAAGUUCAUUGCGGAGUACACCUAUGAACGGGAUUGUUGCCAGGUUGCGGUGCGUUUGGAGGCGCUAAACAAGUGCAACGAGCUGUUCCUGAACGUGCAGAAUGAUAUUGAGCUGGGCGAUCACGAAGAGAGGUUUGAAGGUCAUCUAGAGUUUCGGGCGGAUUUUGAGGAUCGAUUCUGCAGGGCGAAAGGUUUUUUGCUGUCCAAACUGGAAAGUAGGGAGCAUCCGUUGAGUUCGACGAUCAUGCACGCAUCGUCUUCACACAACAUGUCUGCUAGUUUCCACCAUCGUUUGCCGAAAAUCGAUCUGCCGAAGUUCAGCGGAGAUGAGUCGCGUUGGAUCUCGUUUCGUGAUAACUUUAUCUCAAUGAUCCACUGCAACGAAGAUAUUCCGAUCGUGAACAAGCUGCAAUAUCUUCUACAGUCACUGGAGGGAGAAGCUAAGAAGCCGUUUGAGUCUGUGGACAUCCAAGCGGACAACUAUUCGUCGACAUGGGAUGCACUGAAGAAGCGGUACGAUAAUAAACGGUUUCUCAGGAAGGAAUUGUUUCGAGGCCUGUACAAUCUCCCAUCGAUAAAGCGUGAGUCAGCACAGGACCUCAACACUCUGGUUGAUGACUUUCAGCGACAUGUCAAGGCAUUGGGAAAAUUGGGCGAGCCAGUAGAGCACUGGGACACUCCACUUAUUUUCAUUCUUUCGAAUAAAUUGGAUGCAGCAACGAUCCGCGCUUGGGAGCAAGAUACUCGUCAAAAGGACGAAGUAAAGUACGACGAGCUCAUCGAUUUUUUGAUCCAACAUGUUCGAAUGCUGAAAUCCGUUGCCAGUGAUCUGCAGCACCGUUCAACAGUGUUGACUGUUUCCAGGGUGGCCGGACAAACACCGAAGAAGCCGUCAGCGAUCAAAUCCGUCGUCAACGCAGCAACAUCCGAGUCACAAUCCAGCACACAACAGUGUCACUGUUGUUCCAAAACGCACCCUUUGUACCAGUGUCCAGCAUUCAAGAAGCUGUCGAUCUCCCAGCGGCGAGAACUAGUUACGAGGCACAGUCUUUGCCGAAACUGCUUCCGUUCAAAUCACCAGGCACGAGCGUGCAAGUCGAAGUUUGUUUGUAGAAACUGCCAAGCUAAGCACCACACUAUGUUGCACGAUCAACCAGCCCCGCAACCCACGUCGGCGAUUCAAGGCACCAGUGGUUCACUCAGCCCGCCAGCAAUCAACUUAUCUGUGCAUUCCAACUCGACGGUUCUACUGGAAACAGUUGCGCUUCUAGUGGUCGAUCGGUAUGGAAGGCAAAUUCCAGCACGCGCUCUUCUGGAUUCUGCAGCGAUGUCUAACUUUAUUACGAAGAAGCUGGCGAACGAGCUCGCCACUAGACAAAGCCCCGUGGACAUCUCAGUUGCGGGAAUAGGAGAGUCCGUCAAGCGCAUCAAGCACCAGCUAACGGCCAAGAUAGUUUCCAGGAACAGUGACUUCUCCACCACACUCGAUUUUCUAGUUAUGAGGAAGCCGACAUCAAAUCUGCCCACAAUACCUAUCGACACAUCUACGUGGAACAUUCCUGAAGUGCCUUUGGCGGAUGUCCAUUUCAAUGUUCCAGCUACGAUCGAUAUAAUCAUCGGUGGAGAGUGCUAUCACGAGCUCCACACCGGCGUUCGCCAAUCUCUUGGCAACGGAUUCCCGUUCUUGGUGGACACACACUUUGGCUGGACAGUUUCCGGCAAGGUAACGACCGGCUCCACCACCGCACCACGAGCGUGCUACAUCUCCGCCGUUGACCAGAACUUGGACUGUACUCUGGAACGUUUCUGGGAGCUGGACACCGUCGAUGAAGGCCAAAACCUCUCAGCAGAAGAACGGAAGUGCGAAGAGAUUUUUGCCAGCACCACCACUCGAAAUCACGAUGGAAGGUACGUCGUACGGCUGCCCCGGACUGAUGAUUCCCAGAUCACCCUUGGAGACUCUCGCAUGAUCGCAAUUCGCCGGUUCUACAGCUUAGAACGCCGCCUACAGCGAGAUGACUCCACCAAAAUGGCCUACCACAAAUUCAUCGAAGAAUACGCACAACUUGAACACAUGUUUAAGAUAGAUCCUGUCGUCGAUAACAAACCACACUGCUAUCUGCCACAUCACCCGGUCUUCAAGGAAGCCAGCACAACCACCAAGGUACGCGUGGUAUUCGACGCUUCUUGCAAGACCACAUCCGGGUAUUCGCUGAACGAUAUGCUGCUCGUCGGUCCGGUCGUCCAACAGGAUCUGCUGUCCAUCACCCUUCGAUUCCGUACAAAGGCCAUCGCUCUUGUGGCGGACAUUGAAAAAAUGUACCGUCAAGUUAAUUUACAUCCCGAUGAUCAGCCCUUUCAUCGAAUCCUUUGGAGGGAGAACCCUUCUGAACCGUUGGAUACUUACGAACUCCGCACCGUUACUUACGGAACCGCUUCAGCUCCGUACCUGGCAACUCGUGUUUUGAAGCAGCUAGCCAUUGAUGAAGGAGAUAGGUUCCCAGUCGCAGCCGAAGCCAUCGAUGACUACUACAUGGAUGAUUUACUAUCCGGUGCCAACGAUCUAGAGUCCGCUAUACAAAAACGCCGCCAGAUGUCCACGAUGUGUCAGUCUGCCGGAUUUCAGCUGAGAAAGUGGGCUUCUAACAACCGAUCGGCUCUUGUAGACGUUCCAUCUGCAGACCUUGCCAUCGAUCCACUGCAUGACUUGAACGAAGAUCAAUCGGUAUCGACUCUCGGCCUAGUUUGGGAUACUCGAACUGAUAUGCUGCGGUUCAACAUCAACCUUCCACUUCCUGCGUCGGUGCUGACCAAGAGGAAAGUAAUCUCCUACAUAGCGAGGAUUUUCGAUCCGCUGGGCCUCGUCGGGCCAGCUAUAACACUGGCCAAGCUGUUCAUGCAACAGUUGUGGCGACUUAGAUCAGAAAAGGACGAACCGUACGAUUGGGAUCGGCCUCUGCCUUCGAAGCUGCAGGAGGAGUGGAAGCAGUUCCAUGCAACGCUCUACAUUUUAGCCGAUAUUCGAAUUCCUCGGUUUGUCAACGGAUAUGCAGAUUGUUCGAUCCAGCUCCAUUUCUUCUGUGACGCAUCUGAAGCUGCAUAUGGAUCUUGUUGCUUCGUUCGUUCCGAGUUUGCUGGCGAAAUCAGAGUGCGGUUGUUGACCUCCAAAUCCAAGGUUGCUCCUUUGGCCAAGAAACAUUCGAUUGCACGUUUGGAGCUAUGCGCAGCUGUUCUAUCCACAAAGUUGUUCCGGAAGGUACAAGGCGCGAUUGGGUCAUCAGAACACGUUUAUUUCUGGUCUGACUCAACCACAGUCCUCCAAUGGUUGAGGUCGCCACCGCAUCGAUGGAGAACCUUUGUUGCCAAUCGCGUUACUGCUAUCCAGACUGGCACUGAAGGUUUCAAUUGGAGACACGUCCCGGGAGUGCAGAAUCCAGCCGACGAACUUUCUCGUGGACUACAGCCCUCCGAUCUUCUCAACCAAGCUCGAUGGUGGAACGGUCCAGAUUGGCUGUCGUCGUCAUCGGAAUAUUGGCCACGAUGUGUUUUGCCGGAGAAUGAUUCACCAGAGGUCGCUGAAGAAAGUCCUUCUCGACUCAACCGGGUAACAGCCGCUUGUAUCAAAUACAUCAAGGCACUCCAAGCUGCAGCUAUAAGGAGGAAAAAUCAACUAGUUACGCCGUUCCCUACACCCAAUGAGUUAGCGAUCGUCUACCUUUCAGCUGAAGAUUUAGCCGAGGCAGAUCGUGCGCUGCUCCGAUUAGCCCAGUCACAGCUAUACGCGGAAGAGCUCUCCGAGUUCCAAAACCCCAAACGUACAAGAAAUCCGCUGUCGUCGCAGUUACGAUACCUACGUCCUUUCCUCUGUGAUGAUGGUAUUAUUCGCGUUGGUGGUCGCCUAAGGAAUGCAGACGUUGCGCAGAGUGUCAAACAUCCAGCAGUUCUCUCGGCUAAGCAUCCACUGGCAAGGCUUAUUACGGAGCAUUACCAUCGAACGCUUUUGCAUGCUGGACCGCAGCUGAUGAUUGCCACUAUUCGCCAAAGAUACUGGAUUCAUGGAGGAAGAAAUUUAGCUCGCCAAACGUACCAUGGCUGUAUGAAAUGCUUUCGGCAGAAGCCGACCCUCGUUGAGCAAAGCUCCGCAGAUCUACCAAAAUCCCGUGUGAUCCAAGAUCGUCCAUUCGCUGUGUGUGGAGUCGACUAUUUCGGGCCCAUUUUUAUCAAGUCACCGAUUCGUCGUCAUGGUCCAACAAAGGCAUAUGGUGCCAUUUUCGUAUGUUUCGUUACGAAGGCCGUUCACAUUGAGUUGGUGUCGGAUCUGUCAACGCCCGCCUUUCUAUCAGCACUUCGUCGCUUCGUUGCCCGUCGCAGUCGCCCGAGGGAAAUUCAUUCGGACAACGGAACAGCUUUCAAAGGUGCAUCGAACGCUCUUCACCGAUUGUACGACAUGCUGAAGAAAAACAGCGAAGACAGGGAGCAGAUAUUCAACUGGUGUGCAACGGAAAGAAUCCAGUGGAAAUUCAUUCCCCCGCGAGCUCCGCAUUUCGGUGGAUUAUGGGAAGCUGCAGUGAAGUCUGCCAAACACCAUAUUCUACGUGAGAUAGGACACACGAACAUGAGCUACGAGGACAUGACCACACUGCUCGCUGAAGUGGAGAUGUGCCUUAAUUCACGUCCAAUCACCCCGAUCCCGACGGAAACCGAUGAUCUCGAGGUGUUAACUCCAGGACACUUCCUUGUGGGCACCAACUUGCAAGCCGUUGACGAUGUGGAUGUUACUGCAAAGCCCGACAACCAUCUCGACCAUUGGAAGCUCACCACAAAACGGAUGCAGGGUAUCUGGGCUCGUUGGUAUCCCGAAUAUCUCGCCCAACUACAAACUCGCGCUAGGAAGGGGAGCAAAUCGGCGGUUCCGGUGGAGGUUGGAAAAAUCGUGGUAAUCAAGGAAGACAACUUACCACCAGCCUUGUGGCCACUAGGUCGCAUCACAAAACUUCAUCCCGGCCGAGAUGGAGUUGUUCGUGUUGUGGGACUGAAGACAGCCAAGCGUGAUGACGUCGUCAGAGCGGUGAACCGGAUAGCCAUCUUACCCACCGCCAGCAUCCAAGACGUUGACCCGACAACCACCGAAGAUUAG